This is a messenger RNA of Vombatus ursinus (common wombat), 3003 nucleotides long. It is a transcript of the gene FLOT2, whose product is annotated as flotillin 2. Bases 255 to 1394 code for a protein of 379 amino acids. Gene Ontology annotation, cellular component: plasma membrane. Lineage: Eukaryota; Metazoa; Chordata; Mammalia; Diprotodontia; Vombatidae. The record is from RefSeq and is a predicted model, not a curated record. The transcript is spliced from 11 exons. Gene Ontology annotation, biological process: regulation of myoblast differentiation; protein localization to plasma membrane.
UGACUCUGGAGGUUAUGACCAUCCUGUGUCGAUGUGAGAAUAUUGAGACGUCGGAGGGGGUCCCGCUAUUCGUAACAGGGGUUGCACAGAGGAACAGAAUCAGGAUUACCGCAGGAAGGGGAAGCCGCCGGCGAUCGGGAUGAUUUGGGGACGUUGAGUUGCACAGGAGGAGAGAUUGGUCAGACUGACCCCUAAUUCUCUGGGGUCUUAGCAGUUUCCCUUCCACGAAGCUCUCCGGGAUUUCACUAGAGAUAAUGACGUUGCAGCCCCGUUGCGAGGACGUAGAGACGGCCGAGGGGGUAGCUUUAACUGUGACGGGUGUCGCCCAGGUUAAAAUCAUGACUGAGAAUGAGCUGUUAGCUGUGGCCUGCGAACAGUUCCUGGGGAAAAAUGUCCAUGACAUCAAGAAUGUGGUCCUGCAGACCCUCGAGGGCCACCUGCGGUCCAUCCUAGGGACCCUGACGGUGGAGCAGAUCUACCAGGACCGGGACCAGUUUGCCAAGCUGGUGAGGGAGGUGGCCGCUCCCGAUGUGGGUCGCAUGGGCAUUGAGAUCCUUAGCUUCACCAUCAAGGAUGUGUAUGAUAAAGUGAAUUACCUGAGCUCCCUGGGUAAGUCCCAGACUGCCCAGGUCCAGAGAGACGCUGACAUUGGAGUGGCCGAGGCGGAGCGAGACGCGGGCAUCAGGGAAGCCGAGUGCAAGAAGGAGAUGCUAGACAUGAAGUUCCUGGCGGACACGUACAUCGCCGAUUCCAAACGCUCCUUCGAGCUGAAGAAGUCAGCCUUCACCGAGGAAGUCAACAUCAAGACGGCCGAGGCCCAGCUGGCCUACGAGCUGCAGGCUGCCAAGGAGCAGCAGAAAAUCCGGCAGGAGGAGCUGGAGAUCGAGGUGGUGCAGAGAAAGAAACAGAUUGAUGUGGAGGAGCAGGAGAUACUCCGGACCGCCAAGGAGCUGGUGUCCACCAUCCACCAGCCCUCGGAGGCUGAGGCCCACCGCAUCCAGCAGAUCGCCGAGGGAGAGAAGGUGAAGAAGGUCCUCCUGGCCCAGGCAGAAGCGGAGAAGAUUCGGAAGAUAGGGGAGGCAGAAGCCAUGGUGAUCGAAGCCCUGGGCAAGGCUGAGGCGGAGCGGAUGAAGCUCAAGGCCGAGGCCUACCAGCAGUAUGGACAGGCCGCUAAGCUGUCCCUCGUGCUCGAUGCCCUCCCCUCGAUCGCUGCCAAAGUGGCUGCCCCGCUGACCAAAGUUGACGAAGUUGUGGUGCUCAGUGGCGACAACAGCAAAGUCACAAACGAGGUGACUCGCCUGCUCGCGGAGCUGCCGGCCUCCGUUCACGCCCUCACUGGGGUAGACCUGUCCAAGAUCCCUCUGAUCCAGAAGGCGGCUGGGACCCAGGGCUGAGGAGGCCUCAUCCAGCCCCCCGCCCUCCGACACGGGUUUUCCUACCCCGGGACAAUGGAAGUUUUACUGACUCUGGUGCCUGAUUUUGUGGGGGCCAGGAGUGCGGCCAAGCCCCGUGCAUCCCCAUCAGUCUGUCUUGUCAUCCUCUGCCUCCUUUCUUCUUCUGUCCUCUUCGCCUGUCUCUUCUCCUCCCGUUCCUUGUCUCUUGUGUUUGUGUGUGUGCGUACUCUUUCCUCACUUCCACCAAUCAUAGUUUAAGCUAAGGAUGUUUGCAAUCACUGUUUGUCUCUGGGGAGCGGCCUUGCUGCUCCCCACAAUCCUGGUGCCUUGAAGUUCCUUGGCCGUCCAUUUGUCCACCCUGCGGCACUCGCCGGAGCGCAGUGCACAAGAGGAGGGUGGCCUGGGGCAGGGAGGCCUUGAGUUGUUCUGCCCUGCUCCUGGGAAGCCAAGGUCUCUUGAGCUUCUGGGCCAGAGAGGUCACCUGGCCUCGUACCCUCACACUCCAGCCAGACUCCAGGGCAGGGAGCACAGGGGAGCACUGGCUUGGGGCACCUGCUGCUUUGUAAAGGCUCUUCUGACUCACCUGUCAAAUCACAUCUUUCUACAAUCUCUCCCCUCCCCAGGAAGACAGUGGAGAUGCCUUUUGUUUCUCCAGCUGCCAGAAUCCAUUAUUGGGUGUGGGUUGUUGGGAGGCCAAAGGGAGGGUCAGGCCACCCCCUGUCCUCUGCCGGGGCUUCACCUUGCCCGGUACUGUACCAACAGGAGGAGGAGGCUGCUGGGCCGAUGUGCGUGUCCCUCCCUCCUAACUCAGGGUUGCCUCCUGCUUGGGCAUGACCGGGGGGGCAGGGAGUGGGCAGAAGGAGAAGGUUCCCUACUGGCUGAAGGUGCAAGUUUACCCAGUUCAGCUCACGCACUCGGCCAGGCUAAGCCCAGGACUGCCUGCCCAGGGAAGGGCCAUGGGAGAGGGGAGCUGGCUAAGCUCCUGCCCCUUUGUCAUGGGUGGUCUGCAUCCCGGUGGGUGGAUGGAUAUUUGCCACCACUGGCCAGAUUGCGGGGUUGCUGGGCCCUCGGUGCUGCCCUUUGCCCAGGCCUCCACGUUCCUCAUGCCACCUUACUCUUUAACCCUUCCAUGGGACAUGUCGCAGGCUCCACAUUCUUGUUUGUUCUGCUCAAUGCUCAGGAGCCUGUCCUAGAAAAUCCAUGAAGUUCCUCCCAGCUUGUAUGUUCUGAGAGCUGCCGACGGGGCAAGGAGCUCAACCUUCCUCUUCCUAGUUUGUCUGCAAAUCCCAGGGGGCCAUCGCUCUCAGCCAAAAGAGAGAAAGUGGAGAGACAGUUGGCCAGAGGCUGGGCCAGGUGUAUCCUCGAGUGUUAAGGUGUGGACUGAGCUGAGGAGGGCACCAGCUGGGAGCAUGGAAGAAACUGCCUAGGGCAUGGGGUGCUGUGGGCAUCCCAUCUGGGCACAGGCUCAACCCUACGUGGCAAGGUUCCUGCUACUCCCUGAGGCUGCCCAGGCUGCUGGCCUAUGUCGCUGUCUCUGCAUGUGAAUGCUGCAUGUCUGGCCUGGGCCCUGCCACCUUCCUCUGCUAUAAUAAAGACUCCUUGCACCCGA